AUGUCACAGGAGUCGUCCACAUCGCCGCUGACGAGAGGCGAGCAACACAACACGUCAACCUCGCCGCCUCGCAGCGGAAGCACUUCGUCCUCCAACACCAGCAUCCCGUGUGAGUCCGCGCUGAAGCUGGGCCCUACACUCUGGGUCGAGGUGUGGGAGAACCAGCGCUGGUAUCCGGUUAUCGGAUGGGGGACCAGCCGCUUCCUCACCGACCUUCCCGUCUUCUGUUUUGUACCGCCGGCACGCCGCCUCUGCGGCGGUCACCCAAAAGAUUUCGAUGUCGCCUUUCAGUCGGUAAACCCUGCUUCUCCCCACGCCCCCAAUCCACAGUGGCCGGCCCGCCGCAUCCUCACGGUGGCGCUCCCCGCUGGCUACCGAUGGGUGGGGUUCUGGGAGGUUUUCACGGAGCACCCACACGGCACCGACACGGCCGGCUGGCGCUACGGAGGGCAGUUCCUGAAGUCCGUCGACAGGACCAACGCUGGGGCUGCCGAUGCUGCGUCGCCCAGGGAGGUGUUGGCUCCGUUCAAAAAGACACACACGCCCUUGUGCGUCGUCCGCCGUCGCUUAUGGCGCCGCCGCGUGGCACUGGCGGGGGUGGACGAGCCUGCCCCGUCCACGGACGACCUCUUCCCGGGUCACUCGGAGCAGCAACUGCAUUCUUAUCUGAGCGAGAAGGAGGAGGAGAUGGAGAUGGCUGAGCACCUUAAGGAGGCGGAGUUCAUGGCAGCCCAGGCUGGUGAGCCGUGGUUGCAGGAGCAGCAGAUGCGGGCGGAGGAGGAGCUGCGCAAAUUCUGCCGCGAGCUGCAAAACCGCGAGAGUGAGUCCCGCAUGCGCACCACAAACCCGAGCUUCGCGAACCCAUUUCGCCAACCGGAGGGCUUUUUUCACGUUUCUUCUGAUGGCGACGACGACGGCGACAGUCCCACAGACGUCAACGCGCAUCCGGAGGAGGAGUUCAGCGGCGCCGUGGCGGCGGCGUCCUGGGUGCGGGACAGUCGGUCGAGUCGCGCUGGGCCUGCCGUCUCAUCACCGGUGGCGACGACUGAGGACGCGACUGCCGGGCACAGCACCGAAUCCUCGCAUGGCGGCUGCACCGUUGUGGCUUAUAGCACCACUGCGCCGAGUCGCGUGGAUGGAAGUGAUCUGGUGGGGCAGAACACGGUUAAAGAAUUCGUGGCGUCCACUCCGACAGAUGCGGAGCUGUUGCGCACCGACGACGCCAAUGUUGCCGCCGAAAACGCGGUGGACCAGUUUGUGGCAUCCUCCCCGACGGAUCCCGGCGCCUUGAGCAGCGACGACCAAACUACUGGCGUGUCAAUCGGUGGCAUCCGCGAUCCUACCGAUGCGGACUUCCGCGCGAUUUUUUCGCAGUUCAUAACUCCGUCUGGUGAUUACAAGCCGUCCUGA
This is a messenger RNA of Leishmania mexicana MHOM/GT/2001/U1103, 1410 nucleotides long. RefSeq lists its product as hypothetical. The transcript has a single exon. The record is from RefSeq and is a predicted model, not a curated record. Lineage: Eukaryota; Euglenozoa; Kinetoplastea; Trypanosomatida; Trypanosomatidae. Bases 1 to 1410 code for a protein of 469 amino acids.